CCUAUCAGUUACCACCCACCUCUUCAAAAUGAGUGGAAACAUUGCAGCAGGGACCUUCACAGCUGAAAUGUUCAACCAGAAGGAGGAAACCCCAACUGAAGACGUUGCAUCUGGCUCCAUCACUCCCAAUUUGAAUAACCUUGCAUUAGAGCCCCCCAACAUACUAAAUAAUUCAGAUACAGGUGAAAAUCAAUCGACACCCCAUGACGAAAAUUCUGAAGAAAAACCAAAGUUUUCCGAUCCAUUUGUGCUAAAUUUACCGCCAGAAUUGAAGGAUCAACUUAUAAAUUCUCUGAGAAAAAAUGACAUAGAAGAAAACCAAGAGAUGAAUUUAAAACUGGAAACCCCAGAAAAAUCUGUUGAUGAUAGUUUAUCUAAUAAUAUUGAAGGUACACCAAAAUUUACUGAUAAUCUUGUUGACAUAAAACCAACACUUCCAGAAAGAAACCAUAUUACAGAUGCCCUUGAAAGCAAUUUGGAGAUGUUUACAGCACUUGGUGGAAUUGACCGAGCAUCGUCUGCUGAUUCCGAGGCAACAUCGUCCCGGUCCUCAAGGAUAAUGCGAUCAGUCUCAAAUGACGACGACGCUUCAAGUCAGUCAUCUUCAGUCAGAAGCCAUCAGAGACAAGGUAGUACAGGAAUAAGCUCAGGUCCGAAUAGGAAUUGGGUGCAGUUUGAUGAGCCGCAAAGGCCUGGCAGACCCUAUAUACCGAUACAAUACACAG
Molecule: messenger RNA, 725 nt
Organism: Anneissia japonica
Lineage: Eukaryota; Metazoa; Echinodermata; Crinoidea; Comatulida; Comatulidae
Source: RefSeq, a predicted model, not a curated record